AUGACGAAGAGCCAGGGUCUGGGCGGGGACAGUUUAGAGUCAAGGGAAUUUUUUAGCACAUCUGAAUACGCGCGAGUGCCACCUAAUGCCACGCAUCUUUUUAUUCAAUUGGUGCAGAGACUCUUGCAAUAUUGGGAGUGUCCCUUUCGCGCUGCUGAAACCCGUCUGGCAAUGAAGCGAACUGAGUUGCUGAGGGCGAAUGGAGGAAGCCCGGACCUGAUUCGUGACUUGCUAGGUGAUGCCCAAUUAUGGGAUCUGAUAAGACGGAGCUAUAACAAACAGUUUGUCGAGCUAAAGGCAUUUUUGAACUGCUAUGUGAGUCGAUCAUGGUCUGUGCUUCGUGAGAACAAGACUGUCGGACGUCGUUAUAUCUAUGAAGGUGAGGAGGAGUUUUUUGAGGAGAUCAACAAAGGGCAUUUUUGA
Messenger RNA from Penicillium odoratum, 423 nucleotides. RefSeq names its product ankyrin-2. The record is from RefSeq and is a predicted model, not a curated record. Bases 1 to 423 code for a protein of 140 amino acids. Lineage: Eukaryota; Fungi; Ascomycota; Eurotiomycetes; Eurotiales; Aspergillaceae. The transcript has 2 exons.